Molecule: messenger RNA, 579 nt
Organism: Uranotaenia lowii
Lineage: Eukaryota; Metazoa; Arthropoda; Insecta; Diptera; Culicidae
Gene: RpI12
Product: DNA-directed RNA polymerase I subunit RPA12
Exons: 3
Coding region: 82-453 (123 amino acids)
Biological process (GO): DNA-templated transcription; termination of RNA polymerase I transcription
Cellular component (GO): RNA polymerase I complex
Molecular function (GO): DNA-directed RNA polymerase activity; zinc ion binding; nucleic acid binding
Source: RefSeq, a predicted model, not a curated record
UGUGAUGCAUCGAAUAAAAAAAAUCCACUAGCAAAAAAAAACAAAUUGCUUCGAGUAUCCUCAUUACCAUUUCAAAGAACUAUGGAUUUUAGUUCUUCUAUUACCCCGGGAUUUUGUCCGGAAUGUGGAUCAAUUCUGCCUUUGCUGAAAAUGACGAGAACGGUGACGUGCUACAAUUGCCACAGCAACUUUAAUGAAGCAGUAUACGGAACAAUGGAAAUGGAAUACACCAUACCUUUCAACUCGUACGAGAUCAAAAAAUCAAACCAACAGCAAAAGCUCAAAACCGAAUGCGAAGAAGAAAUAGAGGGACCCAUCGUGUCUCGCCGGUGUCCAAAAUGCGGCAACGAUAAGAUGUCCUAUGCUACCUUACAACUCCGGUCGGCAGAUGAAGGUCAAACGGUUUUCUUUACCUGCACAAAGUGCAAAUUUAAGGAAUCAGAAAAUUCAUGAUUAUGAUAGUUACUUUCCAAUUAAGUAUAAACUUCUUUGUUGAAAAUAUAUAUUUUUCACAACUUAACUUACUAUUUUCUUACAACAUAGAUUUAAUUUUAAUGCUGUGAAAUAAUCACUUUCCUU